Messenger RNA from Pezoporus occidentalis (night parrot), 2071 nucleotides. RefSeq names its product casein kinase 1 gamma 2 (gene CSNK1G2). Gene Ontology annotation, biological process: positive regulation of canonical Wnt signaling pathway; endocytosis; peptidyl-serine phosphorylation. Gene Ontology annotation, cellular component: nucleus; cytoplasm; plasma membrane. Gene Ontology annotation, molecular function: ATP binding; protein serine/threonine kinase activity. The record is from RefSeq and is a predicted model, not a curated record. Bases 477 to 1829 code for a protein of 450 amino acids. NCBI's taxonomy places the organism in Eukaryota, Metazoa, Chordata, Aves, Psittaciformes, Psittacidae. The transcript is spliced from 13 exons.
GGGUGCUUGCGGAGCCUACGCCGACGGCGUAGCGUUUUGGCUGGCUGGCGGCGGAGUGGUGAGGGGAGGCGAGAGGCGGCGUGAGGCGAGCCGGGCCGGGGGCGCCGCCAUGGGCAGGCGGCCGCGGGGCAGCGGCAGCGGGGCCCGCCGCUGAGGGCCCGCCGAGCUGGGAGCCCGAGGAGCCGCGCUGGGAGGACCCUCUCCACAGGAUGUUCUCCCCACCAAAGACCUCCCUGUAACAGGCGACGAUGACAAUCCCGGCCGGACCUUGGGAAGCACUAACAUUUCAGUAGCCCAGCACCCUUGUGUGGCCGCCUCCCCCGUCUCCUCCACAGCCAGCCCUCCCACUGCUCCCCGGGAUGGUGUAUUAACCAGGAAGAGCCCUGCUUCUGUCCUCCUCACCCCUCAACUUUCGGCAGCUCUGGGAUUUGUAUGGCAGCAGCGUAACCGUGGAGAGGCCGGGGUAUCACAAACUUAUGGAUUUUGAUAAGAGAGGAGGGAAAGGGGAGCUGGAGGAAGGUAAAAGGAUGUCCAAGGCAGGCGGAGGAAGGAGCAGUCAUGGAAGCCGGAGUGCUGGAACCAACUCGGGAGUCUUAAUGGUGGGUCCCAACUUCCGGGUCGGCAAGAAGAUUGGAUGCGGCAAUUUUGGAGAGCUCCGUCUAGGAAAGAACCUCUACACGAACGAAUACGUAGCUAUCAAAUUGGAACCCAUAAAAUCCCGGGCCCCCCAGCUGCACCUGGAGUACCGGUUCUACAAACAGCUCGGCAAUGCAGAAGGAAUUCCUCAGGUUUACUACUUUGGCCCCUGUGGGAAGUACAAUGCCAUGGUGUUGGAGCUGCUAGGACCCAGCCUAGAAGAUCUCUUUGAUCUGUGUGAUCGGACCUUCACGCUCAAGACUGUCCUGAUGAUUGCAAUCCAGCUGAUCACACGGAUGGAGUAUGUCCACACCAAAAGCCUGAUCUACAGAGACGUCAAGCCAGAGAACUUCCUGGUGGGGCGGCCGGGCAGCAAGCGGCAGCACACCAUCCACAUCAUCGAUUUUGGCCUGGCCAAAGAGUAUAUUGACCCCGAGACCAAAAAACACAUCCCUUACCGAGAGCACAAGAGCUUGACAGGGACAGCACGCUACAUGAGCAUCAACACCCACCUUGGGAAAGAACAAAGCCGCAGGGAUGACCUGGAAGCAUUAGGGCACAUGUUUAUGUACUUCCUCCGUGGGAGCCUUCCUUGGCAAGGCCUCAAGGCUGACACGCUAAAGGAGAGGUAUCAGAAGAUCGGCGACACCAAAAGAGCCACUCCAGUGGAGGUGCUCUGUGAGAACUUCCCAGAGGAGAUGGCCACGUACCUGCGCUACGUGCGGCGGUUGGAUUUCUUCGAGAAGCCUGACUAUGACUACCUGCGGAAGCUCUUCACAGACCUGUUCGAGAGGAAUGGUUACGUGUUCGACUACGAAUACGACUGGGCAGGGAAACCACUGCCCACCCCCAUUGGCACGAUGCACAGCGAGGUGCAGGUGCAGCCCCCGAACAGAGACAAAGCACAGCCACACACCAAACACCAGCCGCCCGAGGGGACGGAGGUGUGGGAUCCUCAGGCCGGUGGGCAGCCUGCCGAGGAGCCUUUGGGAGCUCACCUGGCAGCCGGCAGGCUCGGGGGGUCCGUCCAGGUGAUGAGCUCCACCAACGGAGAGCUGAACACGGAUGACCCCACGGCAGGACAUUCGAACGCGCCCAUCACAGCCCCCACCGAGGUGGAGGUGACAGACGAUACAAAGUGCUGCUGUUUCUUCAAGAGAAGGAAGAGGAAAACCACCAAGCGGCGCAAGUGAGCGGCCGGGCCCGCGGUGGCUCCUCUCCCUCCGGCCGGGGCUGGAUCUUGUCCCGCAGAGCCGGUGGCGGCCCCUGGGUUUGGCCGGGGCCGGAGGGGGGGGUCCGAGCCGGCCGGGCUCCCCCAGCGCCCCAGGCGGGGAGCGGGGCCUCCCCGCUCUGCCCUGGCCGGGGGCGGCCCCGGCGCAGCCGCUGCGUUUCCUGCGCCCGGCAAAAAGGAAAGAAAAAAAGAAGAAAAAAAAGA